UGCCUUAGUGCAGCUCCUGCAUGACAAGGCUGUACGGAGUGACGUAUGCUCCUACAAUGAACUACUACUGCAAAUUGUAAUUUGGUACUGAGUGCGUACUUCUUUUAUUGCGUACAGGUAAUCAAUGUGUACUUUCGCAUUUUGGAGCUUCUGCCUCGUGCCACUAAUGAGAUUAUUGACAAUCCAUGUUUAUAUUUGCGCUGCGAGAUCCAGGUUUUGAAUUACUGCUCAUGAUGUCUCGUUCUUACAUUUUUCCAAUUGAAAUUCAGCGUGCCAUCUAAGCUGUGUUAAAUAAAUUGUAUGCAGGCUGCCGUGCUCCAGCAUCUACCAUUGGAUUACCUCUCAAUUACCACUGAUGUCACCAAAAGAAUCAUAGAGUCAUUGUUGCCCAGUAUUCAAACAUGGCUUCGGGAAUUCAGAUGUGCCGAUCUUCGAAAGUGUAGAUAUCUCUUCAUUCCGAUGAAUACGGGAUGGCAUUGGUAUCUACUUUCUCUGGACUUGAAGGACCAGCGUUUCGAAUGCUACAACUCCUUGUGGAGUUUCGACGUUGGGGAGGACGCUGUUAGAUAUGCUUCUUUUGUGAGAUCGUGGCUAAACGACGUUGUCGGAUUUCGUAUCCCAGAAUUAGCAUAUUUUGAAAUUCGACAAUGUGCACAACAACGAAAUGAUAGUGUUGACAGCGGGGCAUACAUGCUUAUGUUUGCAGAGGGACUUACCCGAGGCAGCACGAGACCAUUAAAGGAAGAAUUGAAGGAUCCAUCUUUAUACAGGAGCUGGGCUGCAGGGAGUAUUCUAUUGCAUUCCGGGAGCGUUGCCAGCGUUAGGUUUAGGUCAAUGUACCCUGGGAAGACUUGUAUAGAGAAAUCGUAGACUACGUGUUGUAUCACAUGAAUGCAAAUUACUUGUAAAACUUGAUUGUAAAUGUGUUAUAAAGGAUGUUUGUCCAACUGUAAUUUUCUUGUUCUCUGUAAUAAAAUAUUUUCAGACAUAAUAUCAUUAUUCCGUGCAAAGUCCUUAUGUAUUGGCAAUUUUUCCAACUCCCUGUCAUGCUCAUCGCUUAAACGAAAAGUCUACGGUGACUUAUUAAACUGAGCCACUUAAAAAUCGAUUUCUACAGUACGAGUUUAUCGUAACAAUAUCAUCCAGCACAAAAGUAACAAUGAUAUGCAUCAACAUUUGUGGUUUCAUAAAGCGUGUCGGAGUUUGAGAAACUGUCGCCUAACAUUCAUGUGGUUGAAUCCUAAAUUCAGAGGUCGACACUGGCACACCACGAGUCGAGUCUGGCACAGCAUCCUAA
Phoenix dactylifera (date palm) is the source of this 1297-nucleotide messenger RNA. Lineage: Eukaryota; Viridiplantae; Streptophyta; Magnoliopsida; Arecales; Arecaceae. The record is from RefSeq and is a predicted model, not a curated record.